CAUGAUUAUGUAAUUUCAAUUUCUUAACGCCUUUUGGUUAAUCUUUCCCUUGGAUCCCAUUUAAAGUUUCAACACUGUUAAACAUGCAACAAAUGGUAUUCUUUUUUUUUUUUUUUUUUUUUUUUUUUUUUUCAUACUAAAGCCUUUAUGGUAAUCUAAGUAUCUUUUAUUUUCAAAAUGUGAACUCAUAACUGUAUAAUUCACGCCCACAAAGACAUGUACGACAUUUGAUGCAGCCUCUUUAGAUUUUUGACCAUACACUUCCAUUACACUUAAGUGAUUUUAUUCAACAGCCAUCUUGUGUGUGUUUGUUUUUUACUCAUUUUUGUAUUUUAUAGUAUAAAACUAAGCCUGUAGCCCUACUUGACUUCCAUAUCUUCUAUUUCCUGCGCUAUAGAAAGCUGUUUUAAUUACUGGUCUUUACUGGGUGUUUUUAUGCCCUCUGCCAUCCCUCGAAAUGCAUGAUAAGCUGCAAUCUCUGUUGGCAAUGUGACUUUAAACCAAAUGCACAUAAAAUGAGACUCCUAGUGUAAUGCUGUGUUUCUGCCUGGCACUGGGAUUCAGUGGACAGCUGUUUGAAAUGGAUCCUGUUUGUAUUCAUCACAACGAGGACCGACUAUGACAAAAAAAAAAAUCUUGCAAUUUGUGUUCAUAUCUCAACACUGUCAUGUCACUUGUGCUGGAACAGUUGGUGGCAAUAUUAAUUGUAGGACUAUGGCCCCAGAAUGAAGUUAAAAUGUAAAUGUCAGAUGUCGUGCCUGUGUUUGAAUGGGUUUACUAAAACAAAAAAUACACAAGCAUAUGCACUUUUUUUCCCCCCUUUGCUACACAAUUUUCAAUAUUUGAGUUCCAAGCACAGACUGAAUGAUUUGGGGAGUGUUUGAAAGACAUUGAGGUGUAAUACCACAACUGUAGGGAGACCUAUGACUCCUGCAUGAUUGUAUUUGUAUUUUCUCACAUUUCAAUAAAUUCAAGCACCAAUCACAUUAAAACUGAAUGCACACGUGAUCUUGCUGGUACAAUCCAUGUUACUCGGUUGUUUUUUUUAAAAAAAACAUUCUGUAAUGUAGGGUGGGUAUCAAAAUGGGGAAAUUUUCCAAUGGAGAAAAAUCUUAAAGGAUAAGUAGGCUAAAUCAUGUUAGGUACGCAACAUGCGCAUAAUUGUAUGCAGAUUCUGUUGGGAGAACUACCUUUAACACACAUUUACAUGAAAUACAAUGCGGCACAGUAAUCGGGUCUGUAAAUAGUUGAAUUCCUUCCAUUCCGAAUAAAGGAUCUUUCCGCUGCAAUCGCAGGCAAUCUCCUUCAAUCGGUGUCCCGUGUUUUGUCACGUGUUAUGGUGACGUUUUGUCAUCAACAGACAGUCUCGGGGUUGUAAUCGCGAGAUUUAGUAUGAGGCUGUGGGAUUUGGUCCUCGGAAAGGUUGAGCCCGUGGGUGAUAAAAGGAUCUGCUGAAUAUGAGUGAUGACAAACCCUUUCUAUGCACUGCUCCAGGCUGUGGACAGCGUUUUACUAAUGAAGACCAUUUGGCUGUCCACAAGCACAAACAUGAGAUGACACUAAAGUUUGGUCCAGCACGUAAUGACAGUGUCAUUGUAGCUGACCAAACUCCGACACCAACCCGCUUCUUGAAGAACUGUGAAGAAGUGGGGUUGUUUAAUGAACUGACAAGCCCUUUUGAACAUGAUUUCAAAAAGAUUGCAGAAGAGGACAUUAAAAAGAUGCCCUUAGAUUUAUCUCCGCUCGCAACACCAAUUGUACGAAAUAAAACCGGAGAGCAUUCAGCAGUAGAAAAAACACACCAGGACAGCCCACUUCCUCAUCCAGAAUCCACUACAAGUGAUGACAAGGAAGUUUCAUUGCAGCAGAUUGCACAUCCUACAUCUACUAUAGUUCGUCCAGCAUCGCUCCAAGUCCCCAGUGUACUUCUUUCAAGCUCAGAUGCUAAUGUUGUAAUACAGCAAGCACUACCAUCUCCAACAUCUAGCACUGUCAUUACACAAGUUCCAUCCGCAAACAGACCAAUAGUCCCAAUUUCUGGCUCUUUCCCUGUACUUUUACAACUCCCUAAUGGCCAGACCAUGCCAGUUGCUAUUCCUGCCACAAUAGCAAACACCAGUGUACAUAUGUCUACUACAAUCCCACUUGUCACCGUUGUGCCUAAUGUUCCUGGAAUUCCAGGACCCUCCUCCCCACGACCUGUGCAGUCAGAGGCUAAAAUGAGAUUAAAGGCUGCUUUAACCCAGCAGCAGCAUCUUCAGAUAACUAAUGGAGAGACCCAACCGGAGGAAGCAUGUCUCCAGUCACUACAGCAGCCGGCAACAUCAACUACUGAGACACCAGCAUCUCCAGCACAGCCUCCCCAGCACACCCAGAGCACUGGCGGGAGGCGGAGAAGGGGGAUGAGCGAUGACCCUGAUGAGAAGAGGCGCAAGUUUUUGGAGCGGAACCGAGCUGCUGCAACAAGAUGCAGACAGAAAAGAAAAGUUUGGGUUCAAUCUCUAGAAAAGAAGGCCGAAGAUAUGAGUUCAGUAAAUGGGCAGCUACAGAAUGAAGUCACCCUGCUGAGAAAUGAAGUGGCUCAGCUGAAACAGCUUCUUCUGGCUCAUAAAGAUUGCCCUGUAACCGCCAUGCAGAAGAAAUCUGGCUAUCACAAUGCUGAUAAAGAUGAUAGUUCAGAAGACAUCUCUGUGCCAAGCAGCCCUCAAAAAGAGGCAAUCCAACACAGUUCUGUCAGUACUUCCAACGGAGUCAGUUCAACUUCACUGGCCACCACAGUCCUCACUCAAAUGGCAGAACAGAGUACAGAGCCAAUGAAAACACUAAUAGUUGUGGCUCCACCCUCCCAGUCUCAGCCCUCAGGAAGUUGAUUGGAUGGAACAUAAAGUCAUGUUUUCACUUCUAACUGUAAAAAGGAAAAUGGGAACUUCCAUCCUUCUCCAUUUGGGAGAAAGUGUUUUUUCAUUGUUAUGUUUCCUGAAUUCAAAGCAGCAAACAUAACUUAAUUGGAGCAAAUGGAGAUGCUUGAGAUCAGUUUCUUUGCAAAAUUCAACUGAAUGUCUUUUUCUCAUCACUUUUUAUGUUUGCCACAUAUUUGUAAAGAAAAAAGAAUCUGUGGUGCUUUACAUUUGUCACUGCUGAUAAGGUUUAGAAAUAUAAAUUUAGGAUUAAAAGAACUGCAUAAUUGAUGUGACAUUCCUACCAAAUUGUUCCAGUGCUCAUGCUUUAUGUAAUUACAACAACACUGCUGGUCUACAGUAUGAAAGAUAACUCCACUCAAUACUUAGACCACUGUUUCAGUAAAGAAAAGCGAACACCAUGCCAAACAGAAGAUUAGCAAACUAAUCUUGUGUUAAUAUACAUAUACAUUCCUGAAUGUAUACCCAUUUGUAUUUAUUUAUUGGAAUGAGACACUAAAACUAUUUAAUGUAUUUUCUAUUUGUAAAGUUUCUUUGUAGAGUUAUGAUUUAUAAAGCUUAUCUGAGAGAAAAAAGACAUGAUUUAGUAGUAACUGUUUAAUUCCUUUGCCUUUUCUAAUUUUGCACAUGAGGAUGAAGAGUUUUCAUUUUCUUAUUUGUGUUUGCUUAUCACUUGUAAAUAUGGUCAGCUUUUAGUACUGCAUUUUAAUACCUGUCUUGUUACACUAUAUAAGCAGUUGGGCUGAAAAACAACUCAUGUUUUGUAAGUAUGAGUGGUUUGGUUGCUUGUAGCAGCAGCUCUGUUUGGUUUGAAUGCUAGAAGUUGUCUCAACCUGUAAUAGUCUUAUAGAGCAACUCUGCUUUAAAUAAUGUAUGUUUAAGGAUGAGUUUUGACUAUCAUUCCAUGUGUAGUUUGACGGUUACAUGAUUUGUAGGUAUACGUUUGUUCUCAUUAUCCAAACAUCUGUAGACGCUGAGUUUACUAAAUUUGCCAUGAAUGUUUCUUAUUAAAUUGAUAUUCACAGACUUUUCUUUCUAAUAGAAAAAUUAGAAAAGUAUGUGCCCCAGACAUGCUCUUUUACCUUGUAUAAAAUUAUUGAAAUUAUGUUUUGUAAUGUUUUUUUAUUGUUUUUUUUUUCAUGUGUAGACAUUGCUUCAGCUGGUAUUAAAAUAACUAUCUGGGUUAGUAGUGUUGACAGAUUGCACUGUUAAAGCAAGUUCUCGAUGUUGCUUUGUUUGAACUCUCAUUCAAAGUGGUGUAAAAAUGGUGUUAAUGACAUAACAAAGGAUACACUGUAUGUAAACAUUCCAGAGAAAAUGAUUUUAUUUUAAUGUAUUCAUUUAGAUACGGUGGUAGAGGCCAAAUUAUUGUAGCUAUGUCCUAACUAAAAUGCAUAGUGACCUUUGUUACCAGAAGAUUGAAUGAUCUUAAAAGUACAGAUCUUUUAAGUUGUUAUGUUAGUUAAUAUAAAAUGUAAAAAAAUAAAUAAAUAAAAACACAUUAAAAAGGACAAUGUUACGGGGUUUAAUAAAUAUGAUUAGAAAAACUGCAUAAUCAAUGUAAUAUAAUUUGCCUUUUAGCUUUACAAUCAAUUAUAAUUUCACUACUGUGUAGUUUUGUAAGCCAUGCUGCAUUUCUUCUAAGCCCUUAUAUUGAAAAGUACAUGUAUUAACAGGUCAUUUGUACUGUCACUGUUGUGUGCUAUUUGCAUGAGUAAAUUCUCUAAGAGAAUUAAACCUAUUAUUAAACCGAAGUCUCAGUUAGGUCAGUAUCAUUUAUCAUGUUGUAGCACCUUGAGUAAUAACCAGGUUCAUCACUGGUCUUAUACAUGCUUAAAUUUGGUAUUUUUAAAACAGGGUUUGAUGUUAAUGGUAUAGUGAAAGUUCUGUAUAAAAUACAAUUAAUGUAUUUGAAAUGUUGUAAUAAUAAAAAAUAACUUUUCAUA
Messenger RNA from Acipenser ruthenus (sterlet), 4864 nucleotides. Its product is annotated as cyclic AMP-dependent transcription factor ATF-2-like. The record is from RefSeq and is a predicted model, not a curated record. Gene Ontology annotation, biological process: regulation of transcription by RNA polymerase II. The coding region runs from base 1458 to 2870 and encodes 470 amino acids. The transcript has 12 exons. Gene Ontology annotation, molecular function: cAMP response element binding; DNA-binding transcription factor activity, RNA polymerase II-specific. NCBI's taxonomy places the organism in Eukaryota, Metazoa, Chordata, Actinopteri, Acipenseriformes, Acipenseridae.